AUGGAGGGUGCCCUCCAUGGAUCUUGGAGGCGCCUUCGGGUGAAUCAGCAGCGGACGCCGCAGAAGCUCAUCGACACUGUGGACUCGGGCUGGAGGAGCCUCCUAUGGAGGAAUCCCCCCGCGGCCUACCUCUCCCUCAACAUCUCGCUGCUCUUCAUCGCGGACAACCCCAACAAGGUGGGAAUCCGGUACGAGGCGACGGCACUCGAUGUGAUGUACCACGGCGUGCCGCUCGGCGUGGUGACGGUGUCGGGCUUCGAGCAGCCCGCGCACAACAGCCUCCUCGUCCAGACCCACGUCGCCGUUGACCGCUUCAACGUGCUCCAGGCAGACGCGCUCAACCUCGUUCGCGACGCCGCCAUCAACGACCGCGUCGACCUUCGCCUCACCGGCAACGUCGCCGCCAAGAUCCUUCUCCUCGACAUAUCCACCCCUAGGGUUCAGAUUAACAGAUAUACUGUGGUAGGUGUUUUGUCUCAGUCUCAAGCCGACAAUCCUUUUUGA
This is a messenger RNA of Zingiber officinale, 504 nucleotides long. RefSeq lists its product as uncharacterized. The coding region runs from base 1 to 504 and encodes 167 amino acids. The record is from RefSeq and is a predicted model, not a curated record. Lineage: Eukaryota; Viridiplantae; Streptophyta; Magnoliopsida; Zingiberales; Zingiberaceae. The transcript is spliced from 4 exons. Gene Ontology annotation, cellular component: plasma membrane.